GCAAAAACCAACCACGAUUCUUCCGGACUUCCCGGCGCAGAUACUAAAGACGAUGAAAGGCAGAUGAAGAAGGGAUUUCUCAAUAGCAGCGCAAGGAAGCCAGGGGGUGCGGCAGCUACUGUGGUGGCCGAUACCGUACAGAGUACUACGUCUCUCUCGACGCCAAAAGCGGUAGAGACGAUUCCAUCGCGGCCUUCAAGCAGCGCAGCCUCCAAUGGACCUCCUUCCGAAUCUCCCACUGCCCAGCUGCCACCAACAUCCCAGCCCCUUCACCUACAACCUCUCCCCAACGAAGCCACCACCAAGGUACCUCCUUUCAGCUCCUCCUCCUCCUCUUCCAACGCAUCCUCCCCACCACCACCACCCUUCAAAUACGCCUACUCCCCCUCUCCAACAGGCAUCGACUCCAACCUCCUCAUCCUCCUGCACGGGCUAGGCGAUCAUCUGACCCCCUUUUCCAAUCUCGGAAAACGACUACAAGGUACUCUACCCCAGACGGCAGUAUUAGCGCUGCAGGGUGCGCAUCCGAUACCGUGGCUCUCCUUUCCUGGUGAUGAACAGGAAGGGGAGGAGGCAGGACAGAAGCAUUGGUGCUACUGGGAGGCCAUUAGCCCACUCGGGGAGACACUCCCUUUCGCCCGACAGGAGCUGGGCAAGUUCCUAAAGGGAUUUGAAGAAGUUAUGCAAGAGGUCGUGGGGAGGUGUGGCUGGCCUGCGGGGGCGGUGCAUCUCCUCGGAUUUGGACAGGGAGCUACAGCGGCACUGGAGGGGGCGGUACAUUGGGCUCGUAAAGAGAGGAAUAGAGGUGGAGAGGGGAGGUUGGGGAGCAUCGUGGCAAUCUGUGGGGGAAUGCUGUCGCUCCCAACAUUUACUCCACCCCUCCCCAUCCCAACCCUCUACUUCCACCGCCCCUCGAAGCUCUCCACCAAAUCAUCUUCAAACCCUCUCAAUCACAUGCGUCGUGCCUUCCAAAACGUAACAGACCUUCCCUUUCCUACCUCUGCCUCCUCUUCUCGCUCUGGAAUGCAAGGAGGAGCAGACGAAGAGGGAGAGGAAGAGCGCAUGCCCUCUUCUCAAAAAGAAUGGGACGGCAUCGUCCACUGGUGGAGCGAAGGUGGCCGGUGGAGAAAUCGUGGGCAGUGGGAGUUACAAGCGACUAAUGAGAGGAGUGAUCAAGAGGGAGGUGUGUUCAGAGUAACCUAAAGCAGGGCAAGAGGGAGGUGUGUUCAGAGUAGCCUAAAGCAGGGUGAUUUCCAGGAAAGACCUGAAAUGGGAUUAUCAGACAGGACGAGGAGAUUGUCAAGAGUGCUUCACUAGAGGUAUCAGACUAGAGGUAGAGGUAAUGAAAUCGAGAGCCGCGGCAAGUGUAUAUAGCAUUGACAGUAAAGGAAUGGAACGCAGCCGGGGUCAAUGAGGGAAAGGGAAA
Molecule: messenger RNA, 1426 nt
Organism: Microstroma glucosiphilum
Lineage: Eukaryota; Fungi; Basidiomycota; Exobasidiomycetes; Microstromatales; Microstromataceae
Exons: 2
Coding region: 64-1203 (379 amino acids)
Source: RefSeq, a predicted model, not a curated record